GAAAUGAUGUUUGCGUGAAUGUAUGAGAUGCUGUUAAAUGCCAUAUGAAGCGAGAUCGAAUGUAUGACGAUACAAUGCUUGUUGAACAGGUCCAAUAGGUGAGUACCUGUCCAACUAUCCACAUAUCAGUGCGAAAGGUGCUUUGCUUGGGGUAUUGUUUGCAGUUUGGUUGCUUUGGUUCGUUAGCUGGAAACCUGGUUCGAAUGGUUGCUGCAGAGACGCAACAGGGGUUGCUCAAGGAAUACGUGAAGUUUAUGGUCGAUUGCAAGAUAUCCCACUAGAGUGUAUCGAUUUUGCUGAGUGAGCGCGUGGAAAUUCAAAAAUAAAAGGCCUCGUAGACAGGCUCACAAGAAAUUGGUGUAGUUGAAGUUCGGUGCGUUGUUCUUUUCGACCAAUCGGUUCCUCGUCUACAGUGCGGAGAAAUUAAAAUACAAAGCCUAAUAGACAGGCUCACCAGGUGAGUAGCUGUCCAACGCUACAUAGUUCUCGCGCGAGGUGCUUUGCUGGUAUUUUCCUUCCAGAACGUGGAGCGGCUCUCGUGUUUCGUCGAUUUGUGCUGGUGUUUUCGAUAAUAGGCAAAAAGAUGAAGCCAAAAAUCCACGUCAGAGACAGCAUCGUCGACUUCUUACUACGCAUGGAGAAAUUCCUGAUGAGCAUCGAGGUACCGGACGAGAAUCAAAUAAAGUUUCGUCUUGAGAAGCUGGAAGCGAAGUGGAACGAGUUCGAGGAAAUUCAGUGCGAGAUUGAGGGUUCGGAGGAUCACGAGGAGAACAUCGAAGGUCAUCGGGUUAUCAGAGCGGAGUUUGAGGAAAAAUACUUCGAGGUAAGGGCAGGGCUGGUUGGCAAGUUACCGCGAGAGGUUCCGCAGAAUGCUUCACAGGCUACUUCUUUUAUAAAUUCAGAGCAUUCGACAAGUGUGCACACUUAUGUACGCUUGCCUCAAAUAAACUUACCUGAAUUCGAUGGUAGUUAUGAAAAAUGGCUUGCGUUUCAUGACACAUUCAGAGCCCUGAUCGACACGUCUCCAGAGUUGAGUGGUAUUCAGAAGUUCCAUUAUCUGCGGGCUUCUCUUAGGGGUGAUGCUCUUAAACUGGUCGAUUCAUAUCCGAUGAGUGACGCAAAUUAUAGGGUUGCUUGGGAUGCUUUGGUCGCACGGUUCUCCAACAAGUAUUUGCUCAAGAAGAGGCACUUGAAUGCGUUAUUCGAGUAUCCGAGGAUCAAGAAAGAGUCUGCAGUAGCGAUCCACGAACUCAUAGACUGUUUCGAGCGGAAUACAAAGAUUUUGGACCAGUUGGGAGAGAAGACAACCGGUUGGGGGGCGAUGUUGACGCAUCUGAUGGUUUCGAAAUUGGACGAAAUUACUCAGAAACGUUGGGAGGAGCAUGCUUCAGGUGAGGAAGAGCCAUCUUUUGCAGUCUUGGUUGGGUUUUUGAAGAAGCAGACAGGGGUACUUGAUGCAGUCUCGGUAGAUCAACAUUCGUCAAACUCUAGCUGCCUCUCUUCAACCAAUGGGGUCAAAUUCCGUCCAACAAAGGUGUCGGUCAAUGCGGCGACCGAAAAUACGGGUCCGAACUGCAUUGUGUGCAGCGAGCAACAUCCGAUUGCGAGGUGUCCAGCGUUCGCCAAGUUACCUAUGGAUAAACGGCUGCAGUUCACCAACUCUAAGCGGUUAUGCAGCAACUGUAUGGGGCGUAAUCAUUUGGCACGAGAUUGUCCGUCGAAAUACCGGUGUAGAACUUGUUCCAAGAAGCACCACACUAUGCUUCACCCUGGAUUUCCUGGUUCUGGUUCAACUACUGCGACGGAUUCAGCCGGUUCUGUUGCUGUUCCAUCAUCUUCUGGUAAUGCGUCGAACUCUGGUAGUUUGGUUGCAAGUUCGGUCGCCCCCAUUUCUUCUAACGUAGCGAUUGGGCCCGUAUGCUCGCAUGUCUUCUUGCUUACGGUGGUCCUGAAGGUAAAGGACAGAUGGGGACGAACGCAUCUCGCCAGAGCUCUGCUGGAUUCCGGUUCACAGGCUAAUCUCAUGUCGGAGAAGCUCUGUCAGAUGCUUAAGCUACCCAGAAGCGAAAAGAAAGUAGAGAUCAGCGGUAUUGGGAAGUCACGAAGGCAAAUUUCUUGCGAAGUUUCUACGGUUGUCAGCUCACGCACACUGGAGUUUUCAAUGUCGAUGGAAUUCUUGGUUUUGGGGCAGGUUACGGACAACCAGCCAUCUACGUCACUACCAUUGGAACACUGGAAGCCUCCUUUGGACAUGAAACUAGGUGAUCCCGAGUUCUUUAUUUCUGGGCCGAUUGACUUGGUACUUGGGUCGCAGUUUUACUACGAUUUUCACCUUCUUGAUGGUGGCCGGCUACAAAUUAGAAGGUUCGACAACACUCUUCCAGCAUUUGUCAAUACGGUUUUCGGAUGGGUUGCCGCAGGCGAAAUUGGUUUGAAUGGUGAGGCAUCGAGAAUAAGUUGCAACUUGGCAAUAGCUGAGCCUCUGGACAAAUCCAUCGAAAGAUUUUGGGCCAUCGAGGAGCUAUCGGAGAAACCACCACGAACACAGGAAGAAGAGGAUUGCGAGUUGCACUUUCAGAGUACAUUCACUCGAGAUGAAAAUGGGCGUUACGUGCUACGGUACCCUAAGCACAUGGGCUUUCACGAAAUGAUUGGAGAGUCAAGAGAGGCAGCAUUGCGACGGUUUCAGCAUUUGGAAAGACGGCUGAAGAGAGAUCCUGAUCUAAAACGGCAGUACAGCGAAUUCAUGCAAGAGUACUUGGAUUUGGGACACAUGAAACGCAUUGGCACCGUUGAAGAUUCGCGGGAUGAGGAACGUCUGGUCUGUUAUCUUCCCCAUCACCCAAUUUUUAAAGAGUCCAGCUCAACUACCAAGGUGCGAGUAGUUUUCGACGGAUCUGCCAAAACUUCUACGAAUCGGUCCCUCAAUGACGCACUUCUUACCGGACCGGUGAUACAAGACGAGCUGCUCGAUAUCAUGCUUCGCUUUCGCAAGCACGCUAUCGCUGUCGUGGCGGAUGUAGAAAAAAUGUACCGACAGAUACGCAUACAUCCGGAAGAUGCAUCAUGUCAACGGAUUCUCUGGCGUUUUGAACCAUCCGAACCGAUUCAAAUAUUUGAGCUUCUCACCAUAACUUACGGUCUGUCUCCAUCCUCCUUCAUGGCAACCCGAGUCCUCAAACAACUGGCAUUGGACGGUGCGAACGAGCACGAAGCUGCUUCCCUCGCGGUAGCGGAGGAUUUUUAUAUGGACGAUUUCCUCUCUGGAGCGGAUUCCGUUGAGAACGCGAGACGAUUGAAACAUGAAGUGCAGAAUUUAAUGGCGAAAGGCGGAUUUCAACUUCGCAAAUGGAGCUCAAAUGUACCGGAGGCGUUAGAAGACUUACCUGCAAAAGCAACCGAUGGCCCCUCCAUGUUUUAUUUCGAAAAAGAACCGAAGGUAAAAACGCUUGGAGUUGCGUGGGAGACGGACGCGGAUCGGUUCUGUAUCGAAGUACGAGACGUUAAGAAUAACGAGCAAUGGACAAAGAGGAAAAUCUUUUCAGCGAUAGCCCAGCUAUAUGAUCCGCUUGGACUCGUUUCUCCCGUGAUAGCUUGGGCGAAAAUCCACAUGCAGCGACUUUGGUUGGCUUCCGUCGAUUGGGAUGAUCCAGUCCCUGAUGAUGUCAGUGCCAGAUGGGAGGAAUUUUACGUUCAGUUGCCGGAGUUACGAUCGUUCAAGGUGUCAAGGUACCUUUUUCAACCGGAAGCAGAAAACAUCCAGUUCCAUGUCUUCUGUGACGCGUCGGAGGUCGGAUACGGAGCUUGCAUUUAUGCACGUUCAACUGGCCAGGAUGGUCAUAUCAAAGCCACGCUGAUUACAUCAAAAUCUCGCGUGGCACCACUCAAACGGCUCACGCUACCCCGCUUAGAGCUGUGUGCUGCACUUUUGGGGGCAAAACUGUACGCCCGGGUCUCAGCAGCGCUGCGGAUGGAGGGAAUUCCUAGCUGCUGGAAUCACGUCAAAGGGGUUGACAAUCCAGCGGAUUACGUUUCUCGCGGCAUGCUUCCCAAGGAUUUUGUGUCCAAUACCGUAUGGCCAGGUGGUCCAUCUUGGCUCCUGAAAAUGAAAGAAAACUGGCCCAAACGUCUUAAUACAGAACCCCCACCGGAGGAAAUACUAGAGAGAAGAAAAACUGUCCUAGUAACGCAAAGCAUCUUGUCCCAAUAUCCCCUGUAUGAACGAUCAAAAAGUAACCGACGGAAGGAAUCGUUUAUCACUGCAGAUGAAUUGCAAGCAGCUAAGCAUGCUUUGGUCAAAGGUGUACAGCAGCAAAUGUUCCCGGAAGAGUUGAAAGCAUUAAAACACGGUCGGCCAAUUCCAUCGCUGUCUGCAUUGAAAGGUCGUCGUCCAAUCGUAGAUGCAAAUGGCAUACUUCGUGUCGGUGGCCGGCUUCAACACUCUGAAGAAGAAUACCCAACCAAGCACCCUAUGAUUCUCCCCAGCAAGCACCCACUAUCGCGCCUCAUCGCAGAGCAUCAUCACACCCUUGCAUUUCAUUCUGGCCCCCGAAUGACACUAGCAUCAAUUCGACCAUUCACAAUUACAGGUGUAGAUUAUUGUGGACCCGUUUAUAUGAAACCUGUACAUCGACGAGCAGCCCCACAGAAAGCAUUCAUCGCCGUGUUUAUUUGCUUCGCCACCAAAGCGGUCCAUUUGGAGCUGGUUUGCGAUCUCUCGACGGAUGCAUUCGUCGCCGCUUUGCGCCGUUUCAUUGCUCGUCGCGGCAACCCCGCAGAGAUUCACUCGGACAAUGGAACUAAUUUCCAAGGAGCAAAAAACGUACUAACGGCUUUAUAUACUAUGCUCAAUAAUAAGAAAGAUCAGGAAAAAAUCGUCAACGAAUGCACUAGCAGGAGAAUUGAAUGGAAAUUUAUACCUCCCAGAGCACCCAACUUCGGUGGCCUUUGGGAAGCAGCUGUAAAAACCGCAAAAAGUUCCCUAACUAAAACUCUCGGUAACUGUAAGCUGUCAUAUGAAGAUUAUGCAACCCUUUUAACGCAAAUCGAAACAAAUAUGAAUGCUCGUCCGCUCACUCCGCUUUCCGAAGACCCUACAGAACUUGACGUGCUUACACCAGGACAUUUCCUUACUGGAACAUCGUUAACAGCACUACCAGAUCCAGACUAUACAAGCACCCCAAUGAAUCGGCUCAAGCACUAUCAGCAACUGCAGCAGCUAAUUCAACAGCACUGGAUUCGAUGGAAGAAGGAAUAUUUGACGGAGCUCAACAGCCAGCAGCAAACAUCUUCAUCACCGGUCGAGAUCCAUGUCGGGCAAUUGGUUUUGGUACGAGAGGACAACAAACCAUCGCUUAAUUGGCCGCUCGCCAGAAUCAUCGCCACUCAUCCUGGAGAAGACGGUUGUACACGAGUAGCGACGGUGAAAACAACAGCUGGUAUUUACAUUCGUCCAACAUCCAGAAUUUGUCCACUUCCGAUCAACCAUAACCUGCAUCCACACCAGGAACAAUUCCAAUCUGCAACAGCAGCAUCAUCAAUGGCUAAUAGCGGAGCCAGCUAA
Messenger RNA from Topomyia yanbarensis, 5563 nucleotides. RefSeq lists its product as uncharacterized. Gene Ontology annotation, biological process: DNA integration. Gene Ontology annotation, molecular function: nucleic acid binding. The transcript has 5 exons. The record is from RefSeq and is a predicted model, not a curated record. The coding region runs from base 584 to 5563 and encodes 1659 amino acids. NCBI's taxonomy places the organism in Eukaryota, Metazoa, Arthropoda, Insecta, Diptera, Culicidae.